CCAUGACAUUGGUUACACUUGAAAUUUCGGUAUGGGGAUCCUAAAAGCAAAGCAUGCUGGGUGAUGCUUCUCGCAAGGCACUCUGGGCAAUGUCAUUUCCCUGUUCGCAUACCAUAUGCCAAGUCUCGUGGUUUUGUUUGUGCAUCACGAGUGGUCGGGCCUGGAAGUGAUUAGGCAGGAUUUGCCAUGCAAAUCCAUUUGGGAUUUAGCAAUGGCCAGGAGAUUAAGGCCUUGGGAGUUGGCCAAUUAGGUCUCAAGCUGGCCUUUUUUAAGAUCCUUGAAGAGGGACCCACUGGGGAAGAUGUGAGGGCAAAUCGCAGAGCUGCCAGAAGCUCACAGCCUUCUCUAUAGGAGUCAGAGAGGCCACUGCCCGGUCUCUGGAGGCUACAUUUGCCUCCUCAGCACAAGCCACCAUGGCUCCCAAAGUUGUAUUGAUAACAGGAUGCUCAUCCGGGAUUGGGCUGGCAUUGGCUGUGAAAUUAGCACAGGACAAGCAGAGGAGGUUCAAAGUGAUUGCCACAAUGAGGAAUGUAGCCAAGAAGGAGAAGCUGGAAACGGCUGCGGGGGCUGCUCUCAACAAGACACUGGAGAUCAAACAGCUGGAUGUCUGCGACGAGAAAUCCAUCCGCAGCUGCAUCAACAGCAUUCCCCAACGGCAUAUUGACAUCCUCAUCAACAACGCUGGCAUAGGUCUUAUUGGUCCCAUUGAGUGCCAGACCAUCGAAGAGAUGAAGGUCAUCAUGGAGACCAACUUCUUUGGCGUGGUGAGGAUGAUUAAGGAGGUCCUCCCUGACAUGAAGAAAAGGCGGAGCGGCCACAUUGUGGUCAUCAGCAGUGUCAUGGGUUUGCAAGGCAUCGUGUUCAACGACAUCUACACAGCUUCCAAAUUUGCCAUUGAGGGCUUCUGCGAAAGCCUCAUCAUCCAGGCGCUCAAGUUCAAUAUCUUUGUCAGUUUGAUAGAGCCUGGCCCAGUCGUGACCGAGUUUGAGAUGAAGGUCUAUGAAGAUGCAGAGAAAGCUGACUACUCUCAGACGGAUCCCGAGACAGCAGAAAUAUUCACCAAUGUCUACCUGAAAAAUUCCAAGGUCGUCUUCUCCAGCUUGGGCCAGACCCCUGAAGAUGUAGCUGAGCACACGCUGAAGGUCAUCACCACGGCCAAGCCGCCCUUCCGCCACCAGACCAACGCCAUCUACACGCCCAUGACGGCUCUCAAGCACGCCGACCCCACCGGGGCCUUGAUGACCGACUCGUUCUACAAAAUGGUCUUCAAAUAUGACACCCUCUUGCACGUAAGCCUGAAGGCCAUUCGGCUGAUCCGCUGGCAAGCCCAGAAGAUGAGGCAAGGCGCCAGGUUGUUGGGCUUCAGAUGAGGAGGCC
Molecule: messenger RNA, 1377 nt
Organism: Lacerta agilis (Sand lizard)
Lineage: Eukaryota; Metazoa; Chordata; Lepidosauria; Squamata; Lacertidae
Product: retinol dehydrogenase 8-like
Exons: 6
Coding region: 414-1370 (318 amino acids)
Biological process (GO): estrogen biosynthetic process
Cellular component (GO): cytoplasm
Molecular function (GO): estradiol 17-beta-dehydrogenase [NAD(P)+] activity
Source: RefSeq, a predicted model, not a curated record